AUGCGUCCAACUAGUGUGCAUUCCGCUGUAACCACUUCCACCGUAUCAGUGCAGCCGCCCUCUUUACCUUCAACACCUGUGGCCAACGGUAACAAUUUUGGGAGCUCUUCCACUUUCACACCAAGCGAAUCUAUCUCGUUGUCAAGUCUCAGCAGCAUCAGCAGCCCAAUCGCCUCUCAUUCUGAUCCAGAAAGUUCGGCCCCCCAUCAAAGUUCCUCAAGUUACAGUGUAAUUACAUUCUCAACCACAAACGAAAAUGGAUACACCAUUGAUGUCACUAGUACCAGCUUCUUUAUGCCUUUGUCUACAAACUCUGCUUCGAACGGAGGGUCCAUCAAUAACGCCAAGACCGACUCAACAAGCGCCGCUUCCAAGGGCGCUAAUGUGCGCGCCAUCGUCGGUGGCAUUGUAGGCGCCAUAACCUUCAUUCUUCUACUCUUGUUCGCGAUAUGGACCAUUCGUCGGCGAAAGAAGAACCGCAUGGCACCUUCAUCAGAGUUCAUCAGAUCAUACGGUACACCCUUCGGGAGCGGUUCUGAAUCGCGCUUCCGCCAUCUAGACGACUCCACUUACGAUGCUGACGCACAAUCCAUCAGCAAUUUCCCUUUCGAAACUGCACUAUCUCAUGGAACACAGGAGUCCUACAGAUCAUACUUCCAUCAAACACGCGAAAAAUCGGAUAUCAAUUAA
Molecule: messenger RNA, 690 nt
Organism: Psilocybe cubensis
Lineage: Eukaryota; Fungi; Basidiomycota; Agaricomycetes; Agaricales; Agrocybaceae
Exons: 1
Coding region: 1-690 (229 amino acids)
Source: RefSeq, a predicted model, not a curated record